AUGGCAAUGCGAGAAGAGAGUGGAAAGCCCCAUCCUGAUCCUCGGGAGGAACAGGAAAGCCGGCUAUGGUCUGUUCUUCCUCAAGAUAUUCUGCGACUAAUAGUUGAACGAUUGUCCCUAGUGGAUUUAAUCCGCCUCCGUGCAGUUUGCAAGGAUUGGCUUCUAGCACCCAUUCAUGACCUUCAACCCAUUCAUAACCUACCAUGGAUUAUGAAUCAUUGGUUAACACUUACUAGUAGGCUAUGCUUACUCUUUGAACCUUUUCGCAGACUGCCCUACGUUAUAGAAGAUACACACGUUAUACCAGGUAAAAUGGGGUUACCACCAGGAAGCAUCGAGCUCCCCGCUGCAACAGUCUGUGCGUCCAGAUCCGGUUGGGUGCUUUUCACCAAAGGGUUGGAGUAUUGUUUAUUUAGAAGGGUAGUUAAAGAUAUGGCAGGCAAUGUUAGGGUUACUUUAUAUCGGAAGGUGGGUAUUACUCGAUAUUUUGUACAUAAUGCUCUCACUAAAAAGAUUAUAACAUUGCCGGGUUUGAAGGCCCCGGAACAUCAAACUUUAUUUAGGGAUGUUGCUGCCACUUUCUCCUCCAUUCCGACUUCUCCCGACUGUGUCUUCUUCGUGUCACAUCCAUCCACUAGCGAUCAAAUUUUUAUCAGCACACACUCUAUAGGGGAUAAAUCAUGGAGGACUCAUACCUUUACCUGUCCCAAUGCGUCGAGUUAUUCUGCUGAGAGUGUGGUUUACAUGGAAGGCAGUUUUUAUUGUUUUAGCGAAAGGGGAUUACUGGCAUCCUUCAAUAUCGCUACCCAAGAGUGGUGGCCGCUGGUGAGCAUAAUGUGGGAUAUGCCACUUUGGCCGAGAGAGAGAUACUUUCUUGAAUACGGUGGACGUCUGAUAAUAGUAUUUAUGGAAAAUGAGUCAAAGUAUUCUGGGACUGAGUGCGAUAUAUUCAGGUUCGAUUGGUUGGAUAGGGUUUGGGUGAAAAUGGAAAGCUUGGAAGGUGGAGCAAUAUUUCUUGGGAAUCCUUGCUUUGGAGUUUCAGCAGGAGAGAAAACAAAAAUGGUUGCAAAUAGGGUUUACUAUUUCCUUUGGCACACACCAACAUUCAUCACUUAUGGGCCUGUAAGUCCAGGAAUCGGAUCUGCAUCCGAGGAAAGAAUAGUUUAUCCUGAUACUUGGGAUCCUGAUCGUUUGUAUGGGAACAGCAACUGGAUAGAUCCCCCUCUGCUCCAGCCUUGGCAAGGUUGA
This is a messenger RNA of Vitis riparia (riverbank grape), 1248 nucleotides long. RefSeq names its product F-box protein At3g56470-like. Gene Ontology annotation, molecular function: protein binding. Lineage: Eukaryota; Viridiplantae; Streptophyta; Magnoliopsida; Vitales; Vitaceae. The coding region runs from base 1 to 1248 and encodes 415 amino acids. The record is from RefSeq and is a predicted model, not a curated record. The transcript has a single exon.